AAUGCAGUCCCAACAGUAUCAACAACAGCGUCGAAAAUUUGCUGCUGCCUUCUUGGCAUUUAUUUUCAUUUUGGCAGCUGUGGACUCUGCUGAGGCAGGGAAGAAGGAGAAACCGGAAAAAAAAGUGAAGAAGUCUGACUGUGGAGAAUGGCAGUGGAGUGUGUGUGUGCCCACCAGUGGGGAUUGUGGCCUGGGUACCCGGGAGGGCACCCGGACUGGAGCUGAGUGCAAACAAACCAUGAAGACCCAGAGAUGUAAGAUCCCCUGCAACUGGAAAAAGCAGUUUGGAGCGGAGUGCAAAUACCAAUUCCAGGCCUGGGGAGAAUGUGACCUGAAUACUGCCUUGAAGACCAGGACUGGAAGUCUGAAGCGAGCCCUCCACAAUGCUGACUGCCAGAAGACAGUCACCAUCUCCAAGCCCUGUGGCAAACUGACCAAGCCCAAACCUCAAGCAGAAUCGAAGAAGAAGAAAAAGGAAGGCAAGAAGCAGGAGAAGAUGCUGGAUUAAAAGUUACCACCUUCAGUGGAACAUGAAAAGGACAUCAGCAAACAGGAUCAGUUAACUAUUGCAUUUAUACCUACUGUAGGCUUUUUAUUCAAAAAUUAUCUAUAGCUUAAGUACACAAUAGGCAAAAACAAAGAAAAAAGAAAUUUUUUGUAGUAGCAUUUUUUAAGUGUAUACCAUAGUACCACUAGGGGCUUAUAAUAAAAGCCUGUAAUGCUAUUCAGAAAGUUGGCUGUAGUACAUGAUAAAUGAUAGACAAUUGAGGUAAGUUUUUUGAAGUUAUUUGAUAUUUCACAUUUAAAUUUUUUUUUUUACAUUUUUUUUCUUUUGGAGCAAUUUAUGUUAUGACCAUGUAAACUACUUCUCUUGUUUGGUCUUUUAUUUUCACCUAGAUUUUUUUCCCAAUUGAGAAAAAAUAUAUACUAAACAAAA
Messenger RNA from Castor canadensis (American beaver), 937 nucleotides. The record is from RefSeq and is a predicted model, not a curated record. Lineage: Eukaryota; Metazoa; Chordata; Mammalia; Rodentia; Castoridae.